Messenger RNA from Nezara viridula (southern green stink bug), 529 nucleotides. NCBI's taxonomy places the organism in Eukaryota, Metazoa, Arthropoda, Insecta, Hemiptera, Pentatomidae. The record is from the annotation of a GenBank genome assembly.
AUGACCGCACUUCACUGGGCAGCUUUGAGAGGGCACGGAGAGACCUUAAGAAGCCUUCUGGAAAAGCUCGAACUUUAUCAUUGGAUCAAUAAGACAGGGGAAGACUUCGAGGUCCCCCCCUGGAAUCAGAAUGGUUAUAUUCCUUCCAUCAUAAUUCCUUAUCAUAAAAGAACGAUCACAGUCAUUAGGGGAAAGUACAGCGAAGUGUCAGUCAGUUUUCAAGUACUCUGCAGCGAACACUUGGCUUGGAAACCGAAGAAACCUUAUGAUGAUAUACCCGAAACUGCAGUAGUAGCAUCCACAUCAAGUAAAGGGGAAAAACUUUACAUCGGGCGUACUUACGUUUCUUAUUCCGGUAAAGAAGUUAUGACCCCUGGAAAGGUAUCUGGAACUGACAGAAUUUUAAUCAUGCCAUUCUACUCCAAUGACAGUAUGGUGACCGAUAAAAAUUAUGAAAUACUAGUUGUCAGUUAUUAAAACAUUUUUUUGAUCGACUAACAUCUGGAAUCAUUUUAAUUAGAUAUUCAAC